Cladocopium goreaui is the source of this 5655-nucleotide messenger RNA. Lineage: Eukaryota; Dinophyceae; Suessiales; Symbiodiniaceae. The record is from the annotation of a GenBank genome assembly.
AUGCCGAUUGCAAGUGCUUGGCCUGCACAGGUGGAACAAAGAGCAGGGCUAAAAAUUCGUACGCUGGAGGACCAGCAGGGGCUUUGGGAACAGAUUGCGCAGCAACAGAAGCUGCAGAAACAUUUGGCUUUGCGGCACACAAUGGUUGCGAAGCGCAACGUCGAUGGACUUCCGGAACUGCCGCUUGCGCGCUUCUCCAUAUCCAAUGGCACCACCUGUGUCAUCAGUGGUGGUGUGGGCCCCAGCGGCGCAGCGGUGCUGCACUUUCUGUAUGGCAACUUGCAGGCACCUGAUCACUACCACCUUGGACUUCCAGAGUUCUGGUUGCUCCUUGCCUUUGUUUGGCUCGCUGCCUACUUUGUGGCAAGGUUCAACGCCAGCCUGGUGUUUCUGCUUCAGGUUGCAGGCCGAGUCGUCGAGUUGACGUGGCUUUACAGUCCCCUGGUCCCACUUCUUCUGCUGGCCAAAGUUGCGGACUCUUUGGGGCUGCCAGUUUGCGCAGCCCGUCAAAAGCGCUUGGAGAUCACUUGGGUUGAUCGCUGGUGGGAAGUGACCCUUCGAAAGGUCCAACGGAGCGGACCAGUCUUUGUAAAGCUGGGCCAGUGGGCUGCGACAAGACCGGACCUGAUUCCAGAGGACAUUUGCCAUAACCUUGGCCGGCUUCAUGAUGCGACUGAGCCGCAUACAUUGGAGCACACUCACAAGGUUCUGCGUGAAGCGUUUCGAGAGCCGUGGUUUAGAACUUUCUUGAUUGAGCCUGAAUCCAUAGGAUCAGGGUGCAUAGCCCAGGUGUAUCGUGGUCGAAUGUUCAUACCAAGCUCGACAUCAUCCACUGCAAAGCCAACAGCCACUACAGGACUUGUCAAGCUUGGCACUCGACUGCAACGGCUCUGUGAAGGUUUCUGUUCUGGAUCGACAACCACUCAGUGUAUCCAGGUCGCUGUCAAAGUGGUGCAUCCACAGGUGCGGCGAGCUGUUCAGGUGGACUUGAAGGUGCUCGAUCACCUUGCCGGAUUUUCCUCCUUUGUGGGUAUGGACAGGUUGGGCUUGCCGCUAAUGCUUCAGCAGUUUUCGGCCUUCUUAAAGGCCCAGACCGACCUCAGGACAGAGGCACAAAACCUGCGCAGGUUGAAACAGCAGUUCUGCAGCAGGGACAACAGCAUCGUCAUCCCUGAGGUGUUUGACCAGUGGGUCUCUCGGGACGUUCUCGUCAUGAGCUUCGAGGAAGGCGAGCCUCUGAACACUUUGCUUGAGGAUCCCAAGGGCAUGGAGGUUGAGAGGCUAGAAGCUUGGCGAAUCUUGGUGGACAGCUUUUGGGCAAUGGUCUUCAGACACAGAUUUGUCCAUGGAGAUUUGCAUCCAGGAAACAUUUUGUGGCGCCAGCCACCUGAUGGUUCACCGGUGCAGCUGGUCCUGUUGGAUUGCGGUCUCGUCAUAGAUUUAAGUGGUGAUGCAGGAGAGGACCUAUCAAUGAUGGUGAAGGCUUUCCUGACCAAGUCUGAGGAAGAAGUCGCGAGUCUUUUGAUUAAGCUUAGUGAAAGGGUAGGCGGCAGCGCAGAGGAUGUCCUUGAUCCUGAAGGAUUUGUGAAGGGCAUUGCCGACUUGAUCCGAUCUGGAAAAAGUGUGGGAUUCAGGCUUUCCAAGCUCAACGCUGGCUCGCUUAUGGGCCAAAGCUUGUUGUUAGGCCGCAAACACGGAGUACGCUUCGAUGCUCGAUUUGUCAACCUGAUGGUGGCAAUGGUUGUUGUACAGGGAGUGGCACUGCGUUUGAACGGCGACGGGGACAUUAUGACAAGGUUUGUUCCACCCGAAUUGGAACUUCGUGAGAUAGCCGAACGGGGGCUCGCUGGUCAUGAGCCCGCGAGCCCCCACUUUCCGAAGAAACACGCAGAGGCACACCAUGUCUCUGCGUCGACGCCUAUUUCACAGGCGAGCACAGCUCCGACAACUCCGAAUAUGCAGUUCCGUCUUCCCAGCCUUCACCUUGAAGGACAUGACUUCGACGAAGACCACUUUCCACUUCUGACAAGGCAAUUGUCCAUCCCUGAGGAGCCAGAAGAUGGUGUGGGUUUUGAAAGCGCGGAACAUUUGGAGGAUGCCCUACGCAACGUCCAAGAGGUCUAUGAGCGCAAGUAUGGCCGCAUUGAGGAACGUGAAGCCACUGUCACCAACGAUGCAGGUGCCAACAACUUGCAGGACGGUGUUUCCCAGUGGCUGACCACCGUCAAGGCUCGAAGCUCAAAGCCCACAAUGGACGAGAAGCUCGACAAACUGGAGCAGAAGCUGGCAGAAGUGAAGCAGCUCUACAAGCAGAAGUAUGGCGAGGAAGUCGACCAUGAAGACACUGAUGUUCAGUAUGAUGCUGAUGGCACUCCCUGGAUCCAGAUCUCUGGGACUGGUGUUGCAACAGACCUUCGCGUCGAGCGAUUGGAGCAAUUGCUGUCAAUCGUCAAAGACCUCUACUCUGAGAAGUACGGUCGCGAUGUCGAUACAGAGUAUGAUGCAGAUGGCACUCCUUGGAAAGUGACGGAAGGCACUGGUGUCCCUCGUGACUGCCGGGUUGAGCGCUUGGAGCAGAAGCUUUCAGAAGUAAAGCAGCUUUACAAGCAGAAGUAUGGCGAAGAAGUUGACCAAGAAGACACUGAUGUUCAGUAUGAUGCUGACGGCACUCCCUGGAUCCAGAUCUCUGGGACUGGUGUUGCAACAGACCUUCGCGUCGAGCGAUUGGAGCAAUUGCUGUCAACGGUCAAAGACCUUUACUCUGAGAAGUAUGGUCGCGAUGUCGACACAGAGUAUGAUGCAGAUGGCACUCCUUGGAAAGUGACGGAAGGCACUGGUGUCCCUCGUGACUGCCGGGUUGAGCGCUUGGAGCAGAAGCUUUCAGAAGUAAAGCAGCUUUACAAGCAGAAGUAUGGCGAAGAAGUUGACCAAGAAGACACUGAUGUUCAGUAUGAUGCUGACGGCACUCCCUGGAUCCAGAUCUCUGGGACUGGUGUUGCAACAGACCUUCGCGUCGAGCGAUUGGAGCAAUUGCUGUCAACGGUCAAAGACCUUUACUCUGAGAAGUAUGGUCGCGAUGUCGACACAGAGUAUGAUGCAGAUGGCACCCCUUGGAAAGUGACGGAAGGCACUGGUGUCCCUCGUGACUGCCGGGUUGAGCGCUUGGAGCAGAAGCUGGCAGAAGUGAAGCAGCUUUACAAGCAGAAGUAUGGCGAAGAAGUUGACCAAGAAGACACUGAUGUUCAGUAUGAUGCUGAUGGCACUCCCUGGAUCCAGAUCUCUGGGACUGGUGUUGCAACAGACCUUCGCGUCGAGCGAUUGGAGCAAUUGCUGUCAACGGUCAAAGACCUCUACUCUGAGAAGUACGGUCGCGAUGUCGAUACAGAGUAUGAUGCAGAUGGCACUCCUUGGAAAGUGACGGAAGGCACUGGUGUCCCUCGUGACUGCCGGGUUGAGCGCUUGGAGCAGAAGCUGGCAGAAGUAAAGCAGCUUUACAAGCAGAAGUAUGGCGAGGAAGUCGACGAGCAGGUCUGGGUGGGGUCUGUCCCGGUGCCUCAGUGGUGUCUCGGUGAUAUUUUGGUGGUGUCUCGGUUUGUCUCCGUGGAAGACUCUGAUGUUCAGUAUGAUGCUGACGGCACUCCCUGGAUCCAGAUCUCCGGGACUGGUGUUGCAACAGACCUUCGCGUCGAGCGAUUGGAGCAAUUGCUGUCAACGGUCAAAGACCUCUACUCUGAGAAGUACGGCCGCGAUGUCGAUACAGAGUACGAUGCAGAUGGCACUCCUUGGAAAGUGACGGAAGGCACUGGCGUCCCUCGUGACUGCCGGGUUGAGCGCUUGGAGCAGAAGCUGGCAGAAGUGAAGCAACUUUACAAGCAGAAGUAUGGCGAGGAAGUCGACCAGGAAGACACUGAUGUUCAGUAUGAUGCUGACGGCACUCCCUGGAUCCAGAUCUCUGGGACUGGUGUUGCAACAGACCUUCGCGUCGAGCGAUUGGAGCAAUUGCUGUCAACGGUCAAAGACCUCUACUCUGAGAAGUACGGCCGCGAUGUCGAUACAGAGUACGAUGCAGAUGGCACUCCUUGGAAAGUGACGGAAGGCACUGGCGUCCCUCGUGACUGCCGGGUUGAGCGCUUGGAGCAGAAGCUGGCAGAAGUGAAGCAACUCUACAAGCAGAAGUAUGGCGAGGAAGUCGACCAGGAAGACACUGAUGUUCAGUAUGAUGCUGACGGCACUCCCUGGAUCCAGAUCUCUGGGACUGGUGUUGCAACAGACCUUCGCGUCGAGCGAUUGGAGCAAUUGCUGUCAACGGUCAAAGACCUCUACUCUGAGAAGUACGGUCGCGAUGUCGAUACAGAGUAUAAUGCAGAUGGCACUCCUUGGAAAGUGACGGAAGGCACUGGCGUCCCUCGUGACUGCCGGGUUGAGCGCUUGGAGCAGAAGCUUUCAGAAGUAAAGCAGCUCUACAAGCAGAAGUAUGGCGAGGAAGUCGACCAGGAAGACACUGAUGUUCAGUAUGAUGCUGAAGGCACUCCUUGGAAAGUGACAGAAGGCACUGGUGUCCCUCGUGACUGCCGGGUUGAGCGCUUGGAGCAGAAGCUGGCAGAAGUAAAACAGCUCUACAAGCAGAAGUAUGGCGAGGAAGUCGACCAGGAAGACCCUGAUGUUCAGUAUGAUGCUGAAGGCACUCCUUGGAAAGUGACAGAAGGCACUGGCGUCUCUCGUGACUGCCGGGUUGAGCGCUUGGAGCAGAAGCUGGCAGAAGUAAAACAGCUCUACAAGCAGAAGUAUGGCGAGGAAGUCGACCAGGAAGACACUGAUGUUCAGUAUGAUGCUGAAGGCACUCCUUGGAAAGUGACAGAAGGCACUGGCGUCCCUCGUGACUGCCGGGUUGAGCGCUUGGAGCAGAAGCUGGCAGAAGUAAAACAGCUCUACAAGCAGAAGUAUGGCGAGGAAGUCGACCAGGAAGACCCUGAUGUUCAGUAUGAUGCUGAAGGCACUCCUUGGAAAGUGACAGAAGGCACUGGCGUCUCUCGUGACUGCCGGGUUGAGCGCUUGGAGCAGAAGCUGGCAGAAGUAAAACAGCUCUACAAGCAGAAGUAUGGCGAGGAAGUCGACCAGGAAGACACUGAUGUUCAGUAUGAUGCUGAAGGCACUCCUUGGAAAGUGACAGAAGGCACUGGCGUCCCUCGUGACUGCCGGGUUGAGCGCUUGGAGCAGAAGCUGGCAGAAGUAAAACAGCUCUACAAGCAGAAGUAUGGCGAGGAAGUCGACCAGGAAGACACUGAUGUUCAGUAUGAUGCUGAAGGCACUCCUUGGAAAGUGACAGAAGGCACUGGCGUCCCUCGUGACUGCCGGGUUGAGCGCUUGGAGCAGAAGCUGGCAGAAGUGAAGCAGCUCUACAAGCAGAAUUAUGGCAAGGAGGUUGAUGAGAACGACGAGAUGUUUUCUGGCGACUUUACGUACGACUCCGAUGGGACUCUGUGGAUCAAGUCCACUACCACAGGUCCGCUGCAUUCACUUCCGUCAGAACAUGCCCUCGGAGAGAUGCUGGAAGAGGCUUGGGGCCUUGGGGCGGGAGCUGGGUAUCCUGAAGCGUUUGAAGUAAAGGACCUCUACCAGAAACGUGCGGGUCCUGGGUCCCAUGAUUUGUUUUGA